Aureobasidium subglaciale EXF-2481 is the source of this 1752-nucleotide messenger RNA. RefSeq lists its product as uncharacterized. Gene Ontology annotation, biological process: positive regulation of catalytic activity. NCBI's taxonomy places the organism in Eukaryota, Fungi, Ascomycota, Dothideomycetes, Dothideales, Saccotheciaceae. The coding region runs from base 476 to 1534 and encodes 352 amino acids. The record is from RefSeq and is a predicted model, not a curated record. Gene Ontology annotation, cellular component: fungal-type vacuole; cell periphery. The transcript is spliced from 3 exons.
AUGGACGCGACGUUCGCAGACACGGCUUGGGUACCUAGGUGGGCAGAUCAUUCUCACGUAACAGUCAAGGCAUAACUGCUAGGCCAGCGGACAAUGGAGGGUCAGGUUUAAAUUCGCUGGAUAUUCGCGGCUGCAAAAAAGUCUUGAAUGACAUAGAUCAUCUGCCAACUUGGUUCGGCUUGGCGCGGCAGUUUUACCUUCCCGAAGGCUGGACGAUGAUGAGUGUUUGGGAGUUUGUUGGCGGGCCUUUGAGCAAGUGUGUAACUCUUCUUUGUAGCAUUUCCUCAUCGCGCAAAAUCGCUUGAUGUCUGGGUGUAUCUGAGUGCGGCCAUGUCGCGUCGUGUCACCAUUGUAACAUAGUCAAGCCGCUCGAUCUACUACACAUCACCAGCAGCACCAGCAGCACCAGCCGCAGCCACAGCCACCAAGACCCCAUACAGCUCGUCCUCGUCCUCGCCGUCGCCAUAGCCCGGCGAUGCAGCCGUUCCAGGGCUUCCCUGCUUCCGCAUCGAAUCAAGCACCCGACUCUCAAUCCUCAACUUUGAACGCUUCCAAUCACGUCCAUCGCGACUCGUCGUCGGCCGACAACCGCGUUGUCCGCUCCAUACCGCCAUGGGUCCAAACCGAAGACGACAGUGAUGAUGAGUCGGUCGACCACCAGACACAGCGCCUUCUUCCUCUUGCCAAUACCGUACCCGCCUCCCAUCACUAUCUUCCCGCACCGCCCACUCAGCACAAGGCCCCUGGCCGAAAGUGGGACCACAUACGCUCUGCUGAGCCUCCGCUGUUGGACCAACCCAUAGACACCAACCAGCAGCGAUGGCUUCCUUACAUGAUGUCGGGGCCCCAACCGAGAGGUGUUCCUGGAGCGAGACUGGUCUCUGACGCCUGGAUGGAUGAAAAUAUGCCUCACCUCACUACUACUUGGACUGCUGCCGAGCCUGAGAAGGCUUCGGAGAAAACAAAAGGUCUGUGGUUGUUUACACCAGAGAGACGGUCAAAGACCUUUGCGACCAUCAAGCGUAUCAUUCUUAAGAAUCCUUUUGUUCCUCUUGUCUUCCGUCUUCUUGUUCUCACCUUUACUGUCGCCGCGCUAGGCUUGGGCGCCAGAGUGUUUCACGAAGCCAACGCAGUCUACCGCCAGGGCAACGGUCCCUGUACCAAGCGCGCCUCGACUUAUAUGGCCAUCAUCUUGGACAGCAUCGCCGUGCCAUAUAUCGGCUACAUCACAUGGGAUGAAUACUUGAGCAAACCACUUGGACUUCGAAGCGCCACCGCCAAAGUCUCGCUUCUUCUAGUCGACCUGUUAUUCAUCGUCUUCUACUCAUCAAACUUGUCCCUAGCUCUGGACGCAUUGGACGACCCUCGUUGGGCUUGCUUUGAUCACAACGAAUCUCAGCUGUCAAAUUGUCCCGCUUCUCCUCGUAUAUGUCGCUCACAGCAAGGUCUGUCUGGCGUUUUGGUUGUUGCUCUGAUGGCAUGGCUUUUUACUUUUAUUAUUAGUGUACUCAGGGUGGUGGAGCGUCUUCGUUAGCGAGGAAAGACACAACAGCAUGUUCCUUUGUAAUCAUUUAUGCCAUCCUUACGUUCGUGUAUCUAUUUCUGUUCUUCUAGGCGUGUCUGUUCUUCACAGCCAUCUUUUUCUGGACAACAUCAUCGACUCAAAUUGAAUGUCUCCAGAUCUACUUCACAUGACAUGGAAGAGAAUCGAUCGGCAUGGAGAAUAAAACAUGGCCGUCUGCAGGCCAAUGC